CAACGACCUGCGUACCUGGAUAGACGAGACGUUGAGUUUUAAUGCCGAUUCUUGUCGGCUAGGUAAGCCCGGGCGUUAACGUGCCUGUGGUGAGGCCUUGAUACCUUGUGACUAUACUGAAGUGGAGAACUGUGGAGGGGCAAAAAUAAACACAUAAAAGCAGGUGGGGACGUAAGAGAACUGUUGCUUCGAACAACGAUGGAGAGACGACAAGAUCCUGGUGAGUUUUGUUUACUUACGUUCUGUGCGUUUCUAUUCGACUGUGCGCCGGCUGUGUAUCGGCAGAGAUUGGAGGUAUUUCCCGAGUGGAGGGCGAGCGCAUGUUUCGGCAAGACGGAGCGCAGGCUCCUUAGCCCUCUUACUUAGAAAAUGACGAAAAUACAGUUCUGUCCACCCCUCUUUGGCUCCUCCUAAUCUCUGCUAUAUACUCGCUUGUGCUUUCUCCUUGUCUCCCCCUUUCUCGACACACGUCUGAUGGCGACGGAGCUGCCCACGUCGUCUGCGACGACAGAGGAGCCAACAUCAAUAACGGACUCUUCGACGUCGUCGAGCGCCGAGAGCUCGACUACCACUUCCAUUUCAUCAUCCUCACCACCUUCAUCUUCUGUAGCCUCAACUUCAUCUGUAACAAUAUCUAACCCGACCUCUUCUUCCUCCAAUCCAGGUUCGUCGACACCGCCCGAGAGCAGCACUACAACAACAACACCACCACCCACCUCUUCAUCACCACCCCCGCAGUCGUCUUCUUCGACCCCUCCGCCAUCCUCCUCGUCGGAGCCUCCGACAACACCACCUCCAUCAUCAAGCUCAACACCACCACCAGAGUCCAGCUCAGAGCCGCCCGAGUCGAGUUCAUCUAUACCACCCUCGUCUCAAUCUUCAUCAAGUGCCAAUGUCACACCCAGCCAGACAUCAAACAGUGCGAAUUCGACGACGCGGACGUCGAACACGUCGCUGUCAACGUCAACAGGCAUGAGCACAUUUGUCACGACCGAUCCCGGGGGAGAGACAGUGACAUCGACGCGUGUCAUUACUUCUAUCACCACCCCAACCGGCCUAGAAACGGGCAGCACCCGUUCUUCGUCUUCCAAUACCGGUGCCAUUGUCGGCGGCGUGGUCGGAGGCAUCGGGGGUCUUGCCCUUCUCUUGCUUCUAUUCUGGUGGUGUCGCCGCAGAACACGCCGUCCCGACUUCGACGGAAACUUCGACCCAGAUCGAAUUGUGUCAGACGGCCGACACCAGCCGGAUCUCGAUCUUGCAAACGAAGUCACUCCCUACCAGUACAACGCCGCAGGAGCCUCCGGCAGCCCUGAAAUGGCUCAACAUCUAAACGUUCCUCCCUUCCUCGCCGGUGGUGUCGCCGCGGGUGCCGCCCAAAAAGGCUACACAGGUCCCUCCUCCGCGCCGUCAGAGUACUCCCAGCCAACGACGCAUCGUACCCCGUCCAUGUCCGACCCUGGCUAUGCUGACUAUGCUGCUAGGACAAGUAGUCAUGGGCACAGCAACUCAUAUGGAGAUGCUUCCAGUCCCACCAACCCAAGUUUCCCUCUGCCGGGGCCUGGGGACUAUAGACAUCCUUCCCCUGGUCCUUCGUUAGCCAUGGGAAGUGAUAGCUCGAAUUCGCAUCCCGGCGGAGGUGGUACGAUACCUUCUGCCAAGGAACGUGAAUCCCAGAGGUUCAGAGUGGCUAAUGACCCCGAUACGCCUGUGAUAGUGCAUCAGGACGCAGGACGAUUGGAUACGACGCCAGAGGAGGAGGCUCCGCCCACUGAAAUCCCACCGACUUAUGAUUCCAUCCCCCGAGAUCAGCAGCCAUGACCCGCGAGAUUAGGGAGUUUUAUAUGAUGAUGAUUGAUGAUAAGCAUUCUUCUCUUUUGUACAAGUUCUCUCCCAAAACUGCAUUGUAUGAAUAUUUCAACCCACCCUGCAUCCCUCUGCGACAUGUGUUUGCUUUGGGCACUGUCCUGUCUCUACUUUAUCAUAAGCUAGUAUUUCAUUCACGUUGUACAUCAUUCACGUCCGUGCUUUAUUAUGUUACGAGUUGUUCCCACUUAGAAUUGACGAUAUUCAUGUGCUACUGCGAUGUCCAUCUAAAGCACUAACAUUAUUGGAAGGCAUUAGAUCUCUAUGCAGGGCGUAUAAAGGAGCUACUCCAUUGACAGUAGUCGACAGAUGAAACCAUUCAUACUUCGUCAACCG
Molecule: messenger RNA, 2199 nt
Organism: Somion occarium
Lineage: Eukaryota; Fungi; Basidiomycota; Agaricomycetes; Polyporales; Cerrenaceae
Source: the annotation of a GenBank genome assembly